AUGACGGACAAGCUACCCCCGCCACUUUUGGCGCUGUUCCAGCCGCGCCCACCCCUUCGAUAUCUGCCCCCGGGCGAUCGCGCCCCAGAGGACUGCGGCAAGAGUACCAUCUCAGGUGUCGCCCAGUUCCUUGCUGAGGCAAAGUCUUUUGCGGAAGAAGUGCCUUACAAUGCCACUGAGAGCUGGAUUCAGCGCAAAUAUCGGCAGAAGACGGAGAAGAAAGCAAAGCAAGAGAGUCAAGUCACAGAAGGGCUGCAAAAUUUCAACCCUGAAAAGGAUCCUCAAGCUCGAGGUGACCCAUUCAGGACUCUCUUCAUCGCGCGCCUCAGCUAUGAUGUCAAAGAAGCCGACCUAGAACGGGAGUUCAGCCGAUUUGGUCCCAUUGAAAGAAUUACACUCGUCAAAGACACCACGUCAGACAAGAAGAAGAAGGCCCACCAAGGCUAUGCUUUCGUAGUAUACGAGCGCGAGAAAGACAUGAAAGCUGCCUACAAAGAAACAGAUGGCAUCCGGAUUAAGGACCGUCGCGUCCUAGUAGAUGUCGAGCGUGGCCGUACUACUAAGGGAUGGAAGCCUCGCCGUUUGGGUGGUGGUCUCGGUGGACGUGGCUACACCAAGGCCAUGCCGUCUCGUCCCGGUGGCCCCGGAUUCAACGCCCCUUCAGGUCCCGGUGGGUAUGGAGGUGGAUUCCGCGGUGGCUUUGGUGGCCGUGGUGGUGGUGGAGGUUUCCGUGGUGGCGGCGGUGGCUUCCGCGGCGGUGGUGAUCGCUUCGGCGGUCCUCGUGGUGGAAUCGGAUACCAGGGCAAUCGCAACGGUUUCGGUGGACAAGCCCCUCCUAAUGCUCCUUCAGGCCCCGGUGGUGGACGUGGAGGUUUCCGUGGAGGCUUCGGCGGCGGCGGCGGCGGCGGCAGAUUUGACCGUGGAAUGACUGGCAGCAACUCAGAGCCUGUGCGGCCUCGAGGAGACGGAUUUGCUGACCGCGACCGCCGUGACUAUGAUCGCGAUGACCGAUACAGAGAUCGCGGUGGCGAUCGUGGUGACCGUGGUGGUGAUCGUGAUCGCAUGGGAGACCGCAAUGGAGACCGAUACCGUGACCGCGAUCGCGAGCGUGAUAGGUAUGGCGGCGGCGGCGGUGGCCGUGACGAUUAUGCCCGCAAGCGACACCGCGAGGAUGAACCUGGCCAGGAUGACCCCCGAUCUAGGAGAAGAUACUAG
Messenger RNA from Penicillium brevicompactum, 1215 nucleotides. RefSeq names its product U1 small nuclear ribonucleoprotein 70 kDa. Gene Ontology annotation, biological process: mRNA splicing, via spliceosome. The record is from RefSeq and is a predicted model, not a curated record. Lineage: Eukaryota; Fungi; Ascomycota; Eurotiomycetes; Eurotiales; Aspergillaceae. Bases 1 to 1215 code for a protein of 404 amino acids. The transcript is spliced from 4 exons. Gene Ontology annotation, cellular component: precatalytic spliceosome; U2-type prespliceosome; U1 snRNP. Gene Ontology annotation, molecular function: U1 snRNA binding; mRNA binding.